Messenger RNA from Galleria mellonella (greater wax moth), 5315 nucleotides. RefSeq names its product exportin-2 (gene Cse1). The record is from RefSeq and is a predicted model, not a curated record. Gene Ontology annotation, molecular function: small GTPase binding; nuclear export signal receptor activity. The coding region runs from base 164 to 3079 and encodes 971 amino acids. NCBI's taxonomy places the organism in Eukaryota, Metazoa, Arthropoda, Insecta, Lepidoptera, Pyralidae. Gene Ontology annotation, cellular component: cytosol; nuclear envelope. The transcript is spliced from 19 exons. Gene Ontology annotation, biological process: protein import into nucleus; protein export from nucleus.
UGUCAUUUGCACAUCACUCACUAGUGCAAACGUCAAAUUAAAAUAGAAAAAAGUUAAUUCAGUACACUUCGCUUGAAUUCCGUUUUCUUUUUAUAAAACAUUUUAAAUUUGGUUAUUAACGUUUAAUUUAUAAGUAAGCUUUGAAAAUAAUUUUUAUAAUAAAAUGGAUGUAACUGAAGAUAAUUUGGCCACAUUGGCGAACUACUUGCAGCAAACAUUGAAUCCCGAUCCCAAUGUCAGAAGACCCGCGGAGAAAUUCCUUGAAGGUGUGGAAGUGAACCAGAACUAUGCUGUGUUACUGCUCCAUCUUGUAGAGAAGGAAGCGGCGGACAUGACCAUCCGUGUCGCCGCUGCUAUAGCCUUCAAGAACUACAUAAAAAGAAACUGGCCUGUGGAAGAUGAAAGCGCCGACAGAAUCCACUUGUCAGAUCGCAACGCCAUCAAGAAUCUCAUCGUCUCACUGAUGCUAAAGUCACCAGAGGCUAUCCAGAGACAGUUCAGCGAUGCUGUGUCGAUCAUCGGCAAAUACGAUUUCCCUGAGAAGUGGCCCACGCUUAUACCAGAAAUGGUUGAGAAGUUUGCCACAGGUGACUUCCACGUUAUCAAUGGUGUACUGCGAACUGCUCAUUCAUUGUUCAAGAGGUAUCGUUACGAAUUCAAAUCACAAAAACUGUGGGAGGAAAUUAAACACGUUCUGGAUAAUUUUGCCAAACCCUUGACAGAUUUGUUUGUGGCCACAUUAGACCUAGCGACCAAGCACGCAGAUAACCCGCAAGCACUACGUGUGAUCUAUGGCUCCCUAGUGCUCAUAUGUAAAGUCUUCUACUCACUCAAUUACCAAGAUUUGCCUGAAUUCUUCGAAGACAAUAUGCCUAUAUGGAUGCCAAACCUGCUAAAUCUUCUGCAAGUUAAAGUGCCUUGCCUGGAAACCAGUGCCGACGACGAGAACCCCGGCGUGCUGGAACAACUACGUACAGAGGUUUGCGAGUGCGCGGCCCUGUACGCAUUAAAGUACGAGGAGGAGUUUGGACCUCACGCGCCCUCCUUCGUCACCGCCGUGUGGACCGUGCUGCUCGCUACCGGUCCGCAGCCCAAAUAUGACGCCUUAGUGUCCAAUGCACUCACAUUCCUUGCGAAAAUUGCUGAGAAGAACAAUUACAAAAACCUGUUUGAGGAUCCUGGUACACUGAGCAGUAUAUGCGAGAAGGUGGUCAUCCCCAACUUGGAGUUUAGAGAGUCAGAUAUGGAGCUGUUUGAAGACAACCCCGAGGAGUACGUGCGGCGUGACAUCGAGGGCUCGGACGUGGACACACGGCGCCGCGCCACCUGCGACCUGGUCCGCACGCUAGUGCUCCACUACGAGGACAAGAUCAUGAACAUCUUUGGACAGUACGUGCAGGUGAUGCUGGCGCAGUACGGCGAGCGCGGCGCGGAGGCGUGGCGCGGCAAGGACGCGGCCAUGUACCUGGUGACGUCACUGGCGGCGCGCGGCAGCACGCAGGCGGCCGGCGUCACGCGCGCCUCGCCGCUCGUCGACCUGGCGCAGUUCGCCGCGCACCACGCGCUGCCCGAGCUGCAGCGCGGCAACGUGAACGAAUUGCCAGUGCUAAAAGCGGAUGCAAUCAAGUACAUAAUGACAUUCCGAUCGCUUCUGCCCAAGGAUCUAAUCAUCAGUUCAGUACCAUUAUUGGUGUCGCACGUGGGCGCGGGCGGCGUGGUGGGCACGUACGCGGCGUGCUGCGCGGAGAAGCUGGUGGCGGGCGGCCUGCUGCCCGCCGCCGGCCUGGCGCCGCACGCGCGCCCGCUGCUGGCCGCGCUGCUGGCCGCGCUCGGCGACGGCCGCGACCCCGCCACGCACAACGAGUACGUCAUGAAAGCGAUUCUACGCACACUGUCGUGCCUACAAGAGGCGGCCCUGGAAUACUUGGGCGAGGCGUUGCCCAAACUGGCGCAAAUGUUGGCCAUAGUCGCCAAGAACCCGUGCAAGCCUCACUUCAACCACUAUCUCUUCGAGACGUUGUCGUUGUCAGUUAUGUUAGUAACAAAAACAAAUCCAAAUGCAAUAUCAGCAUUCGAAGAUGCACUGUUCCCUAUAUUCCAAGAGAUACUCCAAAAUGAUGUUCAAGAGUUCAUGCCGUACGUGUUCCAAAUGCUGUCGCUGCUGCUGGAACUGCGUGGCGCGAGUAACGGCGGUGGCGGCGGCUCGGCUGGCGACCCGUACUGCGCGCUGCUGCCGUGCCUGGUGGCGCCGGCGCUGUGGCAGCGGCCCGCCAACGUGCGGCCGCUGGUGCGACUCCUCUGCGCCUUCAUCGCCGCGCGGCCCGACGCCGUGCUGCAGUCAGGCAGACUGAAUGCCAUGCUAGGUGUAUUCCAAAAACUGAUCGCCUCGAAAACAAACGACCACGAAGGCUUCUAUCUUAUACAGACGAUGUUCUACAAAUUUAGAGAGCAAGUAAUGCAGCCGUACACAAAACAAAUAAUGACGCUACUGUUCCAACGGCUGUCGUCCUCGAAGACUACCAAAUACGUGCGCGGACUGAUCGCGUUCCUCGGCUUCUACGCGGCGCAUUUUGGCGCUGAUACGCUGAUAGAUAUUAUAGAAUCCGUUCAAACCAACAUGUUCGGUAUGUACCUGGAGCGGAUCCUGAUCGCGGACCUGCAGAAGGUGACGGGCGCGCUGGAACGCAAGGCGGCCGCCGUCGGCUGCGUGAAGCUGCUCACGAGCUCGCAGCGCCUUAGGCAGCCGCCUCUCGCCGCGCUCUGGCCGCGGCUGCUGCAGGCGCUGAUCUCUUUGUUCGAGCUUCCUCCGGACGAGUCGUCGCUGCCGGACGACCACUUCAUCGAGGUGGACGACGCGCCCGGCUACCAGGCGCAGUACGCACAGCUGGCCUGCGCCCGCGGCGCCGCCAGCGACCCGCUCGCCAGUAUCGAGGACCCGAAGCGCUACCUGGCGGAGAGUCUGGGCAACAUGUCGCGGACCGCAGCAGGUGAACUGCCGCCGCGACUGGCGGCGCUCGACGAGCCGCACCGCGCCGCACUACACGCCUACCUCGCCGCCUACAGCGUGCAGAUAUGCUGACCUAACUGCACCACACCUAACGACUUGUAGGAGGAUCCUUAAUUAUAAGAAGGGAUUGAUGAAAUCUCAUAAAAUUUUAUCUAUAGGCAAGGGGAGAUAAUAAAUAUUUCACAUUAACUUUUUACCCAAACCAUAUUAUUCUGGGCUGGCACAAGCAACUCCUCUCGUGUUGCUGGUGUUCAUUGGCGGUGGUAGCCACUUUACAUCAGGUAAACCGUCUGCUCGUUUGCUUCCCUAACAGUAAAAAAAAAAUUAAAUUCUCUUCAAUUUUAUAUAAAAACAAAAAUGUACAAAAGACGUCAGUAUUGAAGUGUAGUAGGACGAAACAUAAUUAAAAAUUGUGUCCCACAAAAAAGUCGAUUUUAAUAUAGACAUAACCAGUUAUUUGUAUUUCAAAGCUAAACUACUAAAGUGAUUUCGAUAAAAUAGUAAAUAGGACGAAUCUGUAAGUAUAUCCUUACAGAUAAAAAAAGAAUAUUCCAAAUUUGUUUAAAACUGACAUAGUUAUGAGGUAACAAACAUAAAAAAACAAACACUACAAAUAAAAAGAAAUGAGACCUUAUUUCUAUUUUAAAGUCGAUUGAAAAUACGUCAAAGUAAGCUAAAUUAUUUUAAAUCUCAUUUGGGUCUCACCAAAUCUUACUAAGUAAAACGAAAAUGCAAAAUUGAAAAAAAAAACACAUUACGUAAUAAAUGUUUUUUCCUCUUAAGUAAUUUUGUAAAACGACAGUGUAUUAAUAUUUAUUUAUGUAACACAUUAAGUGACUUUAUAAUCUUAGAAAUUCCAAAAAUUAACUUGAAUUUGACUGUACAAAUUUGAAAAUAUCUUAACACUAUAUCCUGUUGUAAGAUUAAAUAUAAUGAUGUUCAUUGACCACUCCGAAAUUUUGCAGACAGUAUGUCUGAAUUACUUUUGUUACGCUCUUGUCAAUAAAGUAUGAUAUUGUCGCUGAUGUAGUCGCAAAUAAGGCCUCUAUAGAUGAUCAAGCUGUAUCAAGCAUUCAUUUAUUGCCAUUUUAUAAGGUAAAGAAGGUAUGGCUAAGUGGCAAUAGAUACGCGCUGACUUAAAAUUUUAGAUCGUCUAUGGAGUCCAUUACCUGAUUUUUAUACAUUACUAAUAGCUAUUUUUUAUAAUUCUGAGAGGACUUCAAUUUCUUAAUAUCUAAUAUAAUGUAGUAAUACUUUUCUAUUAAUAUGAACAGGUAUAUAAGAGAAUUAGUGUAAUCAAAAUAGUUCAAUAAUGUAUGAAUGUGAUAUUAGAAUGUUACGACGCUUGGCGUCUUCUCCUUUCAUUUGUAAAGAAUUUUUGUAUGAAACACCAAAUGUGACAGUGAACCAAACUGGUUGCUGGUCGAUUAUUGUAAUACAUCUUAAUAUCGGGCAUGGAUUUAAAAUAGUAUGAAAUUAUUUUGUUUAUACUGAGAGUUGUUUUCAAACAAUCAUCUUGAGGAUUUUUUUUUAUUGAUGGUUUACUAGCUGCUUGAUUAGACGCAGGUCGUCCUCUACUGAUCGUGUGGCGUGUUACAUACAUAUUUGUCGCGCCUGUCUCCCAUUAAGUUAGGCAGAAACAAUGAAACGCCAAAUGAUCAAAACAAACCUCUGUCGCUUCCUCCACGUUCAUCAAUCUUUUCAUACACACUCGCCGGUUACGGGUACUUUCAAUUUGGCCCUUCUUCAGUACGUUACCUAUUUGUUCGACUUAUGCCCGUCUUGGGCGCCCUGCUGACAUCUUCAUUCAUUCAAGUGUAGCGUGUUCUUCACAAAAACAAAUUUUGAUUUAAUAUACCUAUUAAUGAAUAUAAUGUAAAUAGUAUUUAGUAGUUUAUUUGUAAAUUUGUAUUCAUAUUUUAAAUGAUUGUAACCCCAUUUGAAAACAUAUUAGCUACCGGAGGUCUUACAAAACUAAACACUAUAAUUCUUCGGCGUCAACUUAAUUCCGGCUUUAGCCAGAGUCCGAUUUUCUACUGUUACUAUUCCAGUUUGCUUGAUCUUGUAUAUAAAACCAAAUAUUGCAAUUUCUUUUAUCAAAUUUGAAUCUUUAAUAAUGCUUUAAAAACAGCUCUCAAUAAAUAAAAUUUCGUUGUCGUAAGGGUGUUUAAAAUUUAUAAAUAGAACCGAGAGACUGAGUUGAUGAUUAAGUUUUCUUAAUGUUAUGUAUAGUUGAAUCUUUGGUUAAUAUCCGUGCUUAGUGCAAGUGAAUUUGUGUUGUAAUUAAAUAAAUGCUUCAUUAUUAAAA